Messenger RNA from Anas platyrhynchos (mallard), 2160 nucleotides. RefSeq names its product extracellular tyrosine-protein kinase PKDCC. Gene Ontology annotation, biological process: peptidyl-tyrosine phosphorylation; skeletal system development. Gene Ontology annotation, cellular component: extracellular region. Lineage: Eukaryota; Metazoa; Chordata; Aves; Anseriformes; Anatidae. Gene Ontology annotation, molecular function: ATP binding; non-membrane spanning protein tyrosine kinase activity. The record is from RefSeq and is a predicted model, not a curated record.
GCGAGGCGGCGGGCGGCGGGCGCCCGGCCCCGCUCCUCAUGGCGGCGGCGGGCGGGACGCGGCGGGGCGCCCUGCUGGCCCUGCUGGCCCUGCUGUCCCUCCUGGCCCUGCUGGCCCUCAGGGCCGGGCAGGGCGGCGAGGGGCGUGCGGGCUCCCCGCGGCUGCCUCCGGGCUUGCUGGAGGAGCUGCGGCAGCGCCAGCGGGACCUGCGGCGCCUGGCGGCGGCGGCGGAGGGCGGCCAAGCGGAGGGCGCCGGGCUGGGCUGCGGGGACCUGAGGGGGGCGACGGGCGGCGGGGUGCUGGGCUCGGGCUUCACCAAGGUGGUGCAGCGGGCGGCGCUGCCCGGCGGCGGCGGAGCCGUGGCCCUCAAGUCGGUGCACGGCGCCGGGCGGGAGGUGCGGCAGUGCGAGCAGCGCUACGGGGCGCCCGCCGGGUGCCGCCGCCUGGCCGCCUACAAGCUGCUGAAGGAGGUGGCGCUGCUGCAGCGCCUCAGGCACCCCGGCAUCGUGCAGCUGCGCGGUCACUGCCUGGACAGCGGCGGCGAUCCCGGGGCCGGGGUCACGGCCGUGCUGGAGCUGGGAGCCCCCCUGGAGAUGAUCCAGCUGCUGCAGACCCCCUGGGAGGAGAGGUUCAAGAUUUGCCUGGGCCUUGUGAAACUGCUGUUUUACUUGGCACAUUCCCCCCUGGGUUCAAUAGUCCUCUUGGACUUCCAGCCAAGGCAGUUUGUUAUGGUGGAUGGAAACCUAAAAGUGACAGACAUGGAUGAUGCCAGCACCGAGGAGCUGUCAUGCAAGGAGGACAAUGACUGCACACUCGACUUCCCUGCGAAAAGCUUCCCUCUCAAGUGCUCUUCAGCCGGGAAGUGCGAAGGAAUAAACGAGAAGAAGAAUCUUUUCAAUGCAUAUCGGUAUUUUUUCACCUAUCUUUUGCCACAUUCUGCACCACCAGCUUUGCAGCCCUUUUUGAGUGAUAUUCUCAACGCAACAGGUGAUUUACGAUAUGGAAUAAAUGAAACCGUGACAGCUUUUGAGAAGGUUUUACAUCUGUACAAGUCUGGGCUCUAUCUACAGAAAAGACCUCUUCUUUUAAAAGAGUACAUCGCCCUAAAGGGCUUUCGGACGGUGGAAGCAGAAGACUACAAGUGCUGGCCCUCCUACAGCCACCUGGGCUGCCUGCUGUCCAUUCACAGCCCUGAGGAAGCCGCUGCAAUUUGUAACUCCCAGUCGCAGUGUCAAAGCUUCAUCCUCACCCAGCAGAGGACGUGGACAGGGCGCCCACUCGCCUCGUUUCAGAGUAGCCCGACCGAUUUAAUACCGGAUGCUAAUGCUGUAGUCUAUAUUAAACGAUCAGCUUCCUCAGGGAAAAGACUGUAAAGACAAUGAGAUCGCAUAAAACGAUCCUGGGAGGAACAAACCAUUGGGGAGAAUUUAAUCUACUGAAAAGAAUGACACAUUUUAUUUUGCUUUGGGAUGUGAUCUCCCUGCCAGCUCCGAUUGAGUCAAAUGCUGCUGUCUCCUUGAUCAAAGCUCCAAUUCCUCAUUGCAGAAUGCUCCCUUCCCCACAGCCCUGCUAGCUUGUUUAGCUGUUCCCACACUGCUGUUCCGCAUAAACGCUCUCAGUUUUAGUCAAAUGUCGCCAGACUCGGCAAUACCUAGCCUUGCUGCUUCAGUAACCAGCUUGGCAGCCAAGAAAUAAAAAUAACUGCAAGGGACCCGGCUGGAGUAAGCCAAGUUAGUUCAGCAGGCUCCAAAAAACCUACGAAUAACGUACCCUGGAGAAUGCAGCGGCUCCUUCCACAGCUGCCAACGAGGAUUUCACACCACUGCACAUGUAAGGGGCCAGGCUUCAGCCACAGGGCUGAGGUUGCAGGGUUGGGAUCUGUAACCAGAGGUUGAUGCUGGGGGUGGUCUUCCAGGGAGGGUCUUGAUUCAGUUCCUUCAGGGGCAGAGGAGGGAGGCGGUGGGGAGGUCAGCUCUGGAAUCCAACGCCAGGAGGCUUGGAUGCAGGACUUGUGAUUUGUGUGAUUUGUGAUGCCAGCUCCCAUGUAUCAACCUUGAAGGUUUUCUCUGUUACUUUCCAUGAAAGAGCGAGACAUUCAAAUUAUUUAUGUAUAAAGUGUUACUCUGUAUGGCAAAGAAUUACUAUGUUUAUUCUAAGCAA